This is a messenger RNA of Musa acuminata AAA Group (dessert banana), 1235 nucleotides long. RefSeq lists its product as uncharacterized. The transcript is spliced from 8 exons. The coding region runs from base 223 to 1002 and encodes 259 amino acids. Lineage: Eukaryota; Viridiplantae; Streptophyta; Magnoliopsida; Zingiberales; Musaceae. Gene Ontology annotation, cellular component: nucleus. The record is from RefSeq and is a predicted model, not a curated record. Gene Ontology annotation, molecular function: protein N-terminal-serine acetyltransferase activity; histone H2A acetyltransferase activity; histone H4 acetyltransferase activity.
GGGGCGGUGGGACCCGUCUCCUUUGUAUCCUCCACUGCCGCCCCGUCCUUGCCCUCCUCUCCCAUUCGCUCGCCUACGCUGGAUUCCUCUCGGGAACCGCCGAAAGGAAGAAAGUGGCGGGGACAGCGACAGACGCAUGCAGGGGGAGAGGGUUCUUCCUGAAGAAGUAAUGGGAAGCUAGGAUCGGAUGUGGUGGUGCUCCUUCUCCGGUGGCUGGAAUCCAUGGAGACGAAGAGAUUUUCCACAAGUAAAGAGAAGAGGAUCAGAAGAAAGGAGGUACUUGAGAAGAAAAAAGCAAUCGAUGAAAUUAUAAAGAAGGCAUCAUCUGUCAAGGACCAUCUACUUUCCUUUCCACCCUUCUGUCAUUAUGAAAGAAAUGGACUUUCAGUUUACUUGGAAUCAGGAAUUGGAGACCAACUUCCCUCUCCUAUUAAGAAAUACAUUCAAAAUCUUCUUAAGGCCAAUAUGGAAGGUCCAUAUGGUUCAGAGUGGCAAAUGGAAGAGAAAGUGAAACGAAGGGAAAUGGUUUCACCUGAAGCACGAUAUAUAUUUGUGCGACAAUCAACAAAUGCAGCGUCUGAUGAAAAUCCCCUGGCCAAAAAUGGGGAAAGACUCUAUACUGGUCAGACAGGUGAUCAGAAUCAUCUGGUUGGUUUUGUGCAUUACCGGUUUAUUGUCGAGGAAGAUAUUCCUGUUGUUUAUGUAUAUGAGCUACAGCUGGAGGCUUGUGCACAAAGGAAGGGACUAGGAAAGUUCCUGAUGCAAUUAAUUGAACUUAUUGCUCAUAAGAAUCGCAUGGGAGCUGUGAUGCUGACAGUACAAAAAGCUAAUGUCUUAGCCAUGAAUUUCUACACAACUAAGCUGAGAUAUACAAUCUCAACCAUUUCACCAUCACGAGUGGAUCCACUGAUUGGAGCUGAGAAAAGCUAUGAGAUUCUAUGCAAGACAUUUGAUUCUGAAGCCAAAGCGAAAUUGGAGGAAAAGCAGCAGGAUGAUGGAUGAAUGGUGCCUUAUUAUAGAAUUAGUGCCGGAUGAGAUUUGUUGCUAAAAGAAUGAAAGACAUGCAUUUCCAAUUCAAUUGGAUGUUGAAUUUCCUUAUUACUUGGGCUAAAUUUUGUCCCACACUCCAUAGCCCAUUAAUGUAAUAGAAACUUCACAUAUAUUUCCCCAAGUAGCACAGAACUUGUGUACAUUUACUUGAUGUUAUAAUGCAAUGUUUUCUACCAAAUUAUUUA